Molecule: messenger RNA, 1728 nt
Organism: Sinocyclocheilus grahami
Lineage: Eukaryota; Metazoa; Chordata; Actinopteri; Cypriniformes; Cyprinidae
Product: electron transfer flavoprotein subunit beta-like
Exons: 7
Coding region: 323-1174 (283 amino acids)
Biological process (GO): amino acid catabolic process; fatty acid beta-oxidation using acyl-CoA dehydrogenase
Cellular component (GO): mitochondrion
Molecular function (GO): electron transfer activity
Source: RefSeq, a predicted model, not a curated record
AACAGAUGAGUUACUACGUUGUAAUUUAUUAAUCGUUAGGUCGUAUUGAUCAGUCUGAUUGUCAAUAAUACAGCGUCAAAUAUCUCAAAUCUGUGUCAUUAUGAUCUUUUCAAAGCAGUUCCAAUGAUCUGGACGUAUGUUUAUUGUGUAUAUGAGCUGUGUUUUUGUGAAACCUCUGGUCUGGUUCAAAGUAACCCUUAUAUAGGGAUAUUGAUCCGGGAAUGUGUGGCCUCAGUAGUACUGCUAAUAUCAGCUGUUGGGUUAUAGACCGAUCAGUCUGGGUUAUGAAAUGAUUUCCUCCGUGCCACCCUUGGCAUAGUACAUGCACAGGUCAUCUGAGGUUAAACAUGUCGCCUCUUACUUAAAUACGAGAGGCUGUGAAUGUUUUGGGCAGCCUUGUGAAAGUCACUGUCCAGUCCUAACUGACCGUACAAUACAUGUACAGCUGAAAACAUUUAUUAAAAUCCGAGUCAAGCCUGACCGCACUGGAGUGGUUACAGACGGCGUCAAGCAUUCGAUGAACCCCUUCUGUGAGAUUGCGGUGGAGGAGGCCAUCAAACUCAAGGAGAAGAAGCUUGUUAAGGAGGUUGUGGCUGUCAGCUGUGGUCCUCAGCAGGUUCAGGAGACGAUCCGGACGGCUCUGGCCAUGGGUGCAGACCGUGGCAUACACGUGGAAGUGUCCGGAAAGGACUACGAGACGCUUGGUCCCCUGCAGGUCUCCAAGAUUUUCGCUGCUCUCGCUAAGAAAGAGCAAGCCGAUCUGAUCAUUUUGGGUAAACAGGCCAUAGAUGAUGACUGCAAUCAAACUGGACAGAUUACAGCAGCGUUGUUGGACUGGCCGCAAGGAACCUUUGCAUCUGAGAUGACCUUAGAAGCAGACAAGCUGAAGGUGGUGAGAGAAGUUGAUGGUGGAUUGGAGACCAUUAAGAUCAAUUUGCCAGCCGUGGUGACCGCUGACCUCCGUCUCAACACUCCCAGAUACGCCACACUGCCCAACAUCAUGAAAGCAAAGAAAAAGAAGAUUGCGAAUGUGAAGCCUGCAGAUCUGGGAGUGGAUGUGUGCUCACGGUUGGAGGUGCUGAAGGUGGAUGAACCUCCUCAGAGACAAGCUGGAGUCAAAGUGGAGACAGUCGAUGAUCUGGUGGGAAAACUGAAAGAAGCUGGAAGAGUAUAGAGGAAGCAGAUGCAGGAGGGGCGGUGCAGACUAACCCUGAAGGUCUUUCAUCACUGGUGAUGGAGCAGACUUUGAGGCCAGUAAAGUCUUGUUCGGCCCUGUCACAAGUCCAGACCAGACUCAUGUAGUUCAUGUAGUACCUGCUCCUGUGUGUUUCUGACUCUUAUGUUCAUGUGGAUGCUGAGAGACACUUAUCCAUCAACACCCGUCCAUCCCAGCGAGGCCUCGCCAGUUUUUCAGUGCAUUUUAAGACAAAGUACAUCAAUAUUGUAGGGAACACUUUUGAAUGCACUAAUAAGCCUUUAAGUUUGUUUCAUUGAUACAUUCACUCAAAAUCAGAACAGACCUUUUCUGUGCUUCCUGUCAUUAAUUGUGUAAUUAAAAACGUGUUAUCAGUGUACUUCAGUUAUGUUGUUUAAAGAUGAUCAUCAUUUUAAUAGGACAGUGUCUCACAGCAUAACGAGAGAGUAAAGCAUAUUACCACAAGCGCCUCUGAAUGAGUUCUGAUUGUACAGUAUCAUUUGAUGACAAUAAAAAGCUGUCUUUUUCAUAUG